UUCAGCGUUGUCGAGCUCUAGUCUCAAACAUGGGUUGCUCUGAAUGCUGCCUCAAAUGUCUGAGUGGGAUCCCGUAUGCCUCUCUGAUCGCCACUAUCCUGCUGUACGCCGGUGUUGCUCUCUUCUGUGGCUGUGGACAUGAGGCUCUUUCUGGCACCGUCACCAUCCUGCAGACCUACUUUGAUGUCGUCCGGUCGCCUGUUGAUGCCCUGGAUGUCUUUACCAUGAUUGACAUCUUCAAGUAUGUGAUCUAUGGAGUGGCAGCAGCUUUUUUUGUCUAUGGUAUUUUGCUGAUGGUGGAGGGAUUUUUCACCACUGGUGCCAUCCGGGAUCUCUAUGGAGACUUCAAGAUCACCACCUGUGGGCGCUGUGUUAGUGCCUGGUUCAUCAUGCUUACUUAUAUCUUCAUGUUGGCCUGGCUGGGAGUCACAGCCUUCACCUCUCUGCCGGUCUUCAUGUACUUCAACAUCUGGAACACUUGUCAGAACAUGACUCUGCUGGAGGGUUCUCUCUCUUCAGCGAACAGCGCCAACCUUUGCUUUGACCUGCGUCAGUACGGAAUCGUGUCCAUCGGUGAAGAGAAAAGACUGUGUGCCGAUAAUGAAAACUUCAAGAAGAUGUGUGAAUCUAAUGAGCUGGAUCUGACGUUCCACUUGUUUGUCUGCGCUCUUGCGGGGGCUGGAGCGGCGGUUAUCGCCAUGGUGGUGGCCGUGUCUGUCCUCAUCAAUAACCACGCCAGUCUGACAUCUAAGAACGCAGGGAGGUACUGCACGCGUUUCUGAGGCCAGCUCCGGGGUGUUUCUGGAGUGUCCCUCCCCACACCCCGACACACUCUCUGUCCACCAAGGACCCCUCCACCAUCGCCCACGACAGCCACUUUUACAAUGACGUCCCUUAAUUGGCUUGAUUAAAAGACACCCAUGCCAUUCCAUUUUGCAAUAUGGUUUCAAUCUCCCCUCCUCCGAUUCCUUCCCACCCUAAUAAAGCUGCGUCGCCCCAAGUUAACUCCGCAGUUACAAACGUUAACAUGCAGGAAUGAACUAACAUGGCUUGUUUUAUUCAGUUGGAACUGGUUGCCACAUUAUCUUGACUUGAACUCCAAAACCGGAACACUAAAUUCCCUCUAAGUUGACUCCCGAGUAAUCUUUUGACCUCUUCUUUCGGUAUAAAGAGCACUAACACUAACCCACCCCUCUAACCACUUGUGUUGCUUUAGGUGCACUACCUGAUGGUGCUGUCGGCUAACUGGGCUUACGUGAAGGACGCCUGCCGGAUGCAGAAAUACGAGGACAUCAAGUCCAAGGAGGAGCAGGAGCUUCAUGAUAUCCACUCUACUCGCUCUAAAGAGCGCCUGAACGCAUACACAUAAAGCACGCGCUUGCGCGCACACGUAUAAAUAUGUAUACACACACAUACAUACAUACACAAGCAUGCCCUUCCCCUUCCCUGAAAACAAAUAUAUAAACAACACUUAAAUAAAAAGCUAAUUUCCAUGGUUUCCAGGGGUAAGGGAUAGGAUGGCACGGGGAGGUAAAUAACUGUAACACUUGCUAUGUACGGGUGUGACCCAGAAUGUUGGUCUAGGGACGUGGUUUGCGUCUCCAUGUCAACGUCUCUGACUACCCCUUUUAAUUUCUCUGUCCGAUUUCAUUUCUCCUACACCUCCCCUUUCUGUUGCUCCUGAUAAACACACCGAGUUGAGUGGCUUUUUUUGUACCACGUAGUUGUAGGUCUCAUCGGGUCUUACUAGGGGGUCGGGGUUUAGCCAAAGGGAUUACAGCAGCACACUUUUCACAUUUUUGUAUUACACGCUGAUGAUUUACAGUACAUUCUGCAAGCUCACCCUGACAAUAGUCAAGAUUUAGAUUUUCCUUUAGAUUUUCUAUGAACCAAAAUGUGACCAAACUUGUAACUUAUGAUUUACAGGUUCAAAAAUCGCUCAAGCUGCCACAACUUAACAGCAGCAACAGCACAAACAAUGUACAGAUUCUUUGUUUUUGGACAAAUUCAGCUUUAGAGUGCCAGGGAUUAAAAAAAAAAGUACCUUAAAGUGACUUUUACUGCUAUACUGUAGCUUGGCCUAACUGUAUACGCUAGCUGUGCGCAGUAUUAAUGGAAAGUGUGACACUGGUGCUUAGUAAGCAUUUGACGGAGACUGAUUGGGAAUGAAGGAACGUUGAAAGAAUGUUUUAAAUCAGCUAGGUUGGUCAAGCAGGAUUUGCCUUGGGAGACUCUAUGAAUAUAUGAUUUCCUCUCAUUCAUCGCAAGCCAUACUCUCACAUGCAAAUAACAUUUUCAGGUGUUUUAUUGCUUAGUUUUAGCUUUAACUUUUUAAAUGCAAGAAAUCAAACAGUUCUUUAGUCAUUCCUCUGAUCUGUACUGUAUAUAUCUCUCUAUCUCUCUUUAAAUGUAUACACAUUUCAUGUCAAUUUCACAUCUCGGCAGUCAGUGUUACAGUAGGUGAUAUUCUUGAGAUCGUCGUUCAUAUCAGAGAAGUAUAAAUCUAAAUGGAAAAGUUGAUCGCAACGACUUUGCCAAACACUGUGGAAGGUUGAAUUAACGUGGUGUUUAUGUAACAUUCAAACGUGUUUUGAAUGAGGACUUGAUGGAUGUGGUUGUACAAGCAUGUAUUACUCUAAGUCAGUGUUUUGGCUCGGUCUUGCAGACUUGAGUUGCCCUACUUUUGCAGUAAAGUACUUUUGUCAGUGUCUCAAAAAAGAAACAAAAAAUCUACAAAAACAAGCUCGUUUUGUGCACUUAUGGACCAUCGUGAGUUUUUUGGUGUAAGUGCAUUUGGAAUCAGCGCUGAGUCUCUUAAUAGUCAUGCAGCUUUUUUUAAAAACCACAAAAGAAACUUGUAUUAGGUCAAAACCGUAAAUCUAGUUGUUAUUUGUGGCAUGGGUAUGCAUCUAAUGGUAAUAGUUUUAACUAACUGAAAAAGGCAAAAAAAAAAUGAAUCCUUUAUUUUGAUUUUUACACUUCUGACUGUCUUGCUGGGGUCAACUAUAUAAAUUUUUUUUCUAAAUGUGCAGUAUUUACAGUUGCUACGCUAACGAUAUUAAGCUAAAUAUCUUAUUAGGUUGUAGUGUUUGAGUUCUGUCCUUUCUAGUUUGUGAUGAUUUUUCCGAACCAUGUCUUAAUCCUAUACUUGUUAUGAUGUUGCGUAUCCAGUAUUACCCUGACAUUGCUUUUAGCUUUAUCCACAUACUGUACUAGUUCUUUUCUUUUUCUUUUUUGUACUUUCGCUGAGAAUGCUUUGUAGCAGGCAGUAAAAUUAACUGGUUUUGUACAUAAAUGUGCCAACAGCUUGACAGUGGCUUUUUCUUUUCUUUUCAAUCUGUAGGAACAAACUUGCUUGCGUAAAUAAAGACACUUGUGUACUUGUUAAUAA
Molecule: messenger RNA, 3391 nt
Organism: Danio rerio (zebrafish)
Lineage: Eukaryota; Metazoa; Chordata; Actinopteri; Cypriniformes; Danionidae
Gene: gpm6ab
Product: glycoprotein M6Ab
Cellular component (GO): membrane; dendritic spine
Source: RefSeq, marked provisional